Chrysochloris asiatica (Cape golden mole) is the source of this 957-nucleotide messenger RNA. Its product is annotated as olfactory receptor 52D1-like. The coding region runs from base 1 to 957 and encodes 318 amino acids. The record is from RefSeq and is a predicted model, not a curated record. The transcript has a single exon. Gene Ontology annotation, biological process: G protein-coupled receptor signaling pathway. Lineage: Eukaryota; Metazoa; Chordata; Mammalia; Afrosoricida; Chrysochloridae. Gene Ontology annotation, molecular function: G protein-coupled receptor activity; olfactory receptor activity. Gene Ontology annotation, cellular component: membrane.
AUGUCAGCUUUCAACAUCAGCGAAAACAGUCUCCCAGCCACUGUCUUCUUGACAGGGAUUCCAGGACUGGAGGCCAGCCACAUCUGGAUUGCCAUCCCCUUUUGUGCCAUGUACCUGGUGGCACUGGCAGGAAAUGCUGUCCUUAUCCUGAUUAUCGGGAUAGACAAUACUCUUCAUGAACCCAUGUACCUCUUCCUUUGUCUUCUCUCACUCACUGACCUGGCUCUCAGCUCUACCACCAUGCCCAAGACACUGGCCAUUUUAUGGUUCCAGGCUGGUGAGAUUUCCUUUGAUGGCUGUCUAGCCCAGAUGUUUUGUGUCCAUUCUAUCUAUGCCAUGGAGUCCUCAGUUCUUCUCGCUAUGGCCUUUGAUCGAUAUGUGGCUAUCUGCAAGCCUCUGAGGUAUACAACCAUUCUCAACCAUAGUGUCAUUGGCAGAAUCAGCCUUGUUGGGAUAUUCCGCAGUGUAGCCAUUGUUUCCCCCUUCAUCUUCUUGCUGAAGCGACUGCCCUACUGUGGACAUCAUGUCAUGGCACACACCUACUGUGAGCACAUGGGCAUUGCUCGACUGGCCUGCGCCAGCAUUACCAUCAAUGUUGUCUAUGGACUUACUGUAGCCCUGCUGGCCAUGGGCCUGGAUUCCAUCCUCAUUGCCAUCUCCUAUGUCUUUAUCCUCCGAGCUGUCUUUUGCCUGCCAUCUCGUGAUGCCAGACGCAAGGCUCUGAGUACUUGUGGCUCCCACCUUGGAGUCAUCCUGGUUUUCUACAUUCCUGCCUUCUUCUCCUUCCUCACUCACCGCUUUGGCAGACAACGAGUCCCCAAGCAUGUGCACAUCUUUCUGGCCAAUCUCUAUGUGCUGGUGCCCCCUGUUCUCAACCCAAUCAUCUAUGGGGCCAGGACAAAGGAGAUUAAAAGUCGACUUCUUAGACUGCUUCAUUUAAGGAAGGGCUCAGUAUGA